AACCACAACUUUACUAUAUAUAUAUAUUUUUAGAGUACACAUAUAAUUACUAUGUUGAACACUUUUAUCCAAAAACAAAAUAAUUUAUAAUAAUUUGGUUUUAAAUAAAACUAAAAAAAGUCCUGACAGGUAAACAGAUGAAAGCACCGUUAGGUUUUGACAUUAGGAAACAUCUAGUGUUGGCCUCCACAUGGCUCUCUCUCCUCGUCUCUAACUCUAACACGUAAACAAAAAAAUAAAAACAAAAACAUAAAUUUAAAAAAAUAUUCAAAUAAAUCCAAAUUACCAAAACACCCCCGGUCCCAUCCUAGCCGUUACAACCCUUGCACCUUUUCGGUUUUUCUUCCACCGCCUUCUACCCUUUCGAACGCGAAUAAGGGCAAAUUCGUAAUUUCGCAUCAACUCCUCUUUCGUUCAUUGUCUCUCUACUGUAGCGAGGGUACUAGUUUUUUUUUCCAACUCUUUUCACAGUGAACCCUCCAUAAAACUCGAAACCGUUUCCCUCUCUCUCUCGCUGUAAUUUUUUUUUCUUUUCAAUUUUUUGAUUUGGUUUCUCCUCUGGUUGAGUUGAAUUUAGGGUUUGUUUUGUUUGGGAAGUCGAUCAUGGCUUCUUCUUCCUCUGAUCCUGGUUUAAAGCCAGAAUCUAGUUGCGGCGGCGGUGGCGGCGGUGGAGGAGGAGAGACUUCGGAGGCUGUGAUUGCGAAUGAUCAGCUUUUGUUGUACAGAGGGCUGAAGAAAGCCAAGAAAGAGAGGGGUUGUACUGCCAAAGAGAGAAUCAGUAAAAUGCCUCCGUGUGCUGCUGGAAAGCGGAGCUCCAUUUACCGUGGAGUUACCAGACAUAGAUGGACGGGUCGUUAUGAAGCUCAUCUUUGGGAUAAAAGUACCUGGAACCAGAACCAGAAUAAGAAGGGAAAGCAAGUAUACUUGGGGGCGUAUGAUGACGAGGAGGCUGCUGCACGAGCAUAUGAUCUUGCUGCCUUAAAAUAUUGGGGUCCUGGCACUCUAAUUAACUUUCCAGUCACAGAUUACACAAGGGAUCUUGAAGAAAUGCAAAAUGUUUCACGAGAGGAAUACCUUGCUUCUCUUCGAAGAAAAAGUAGCGGUUUCUCAAGAGGAAUCUCUAAAUACCGUGGGCUUUCAAGUCGCUGGGAACCAUCAUUUGGUCGUAUGGCUGGAUCUGAGUACCUUAAUAGCAUACAUUAUGGUGAUGAUCUAGCAACAGAUAGUGAAUUUGUAGGUAGUUUAUGCUUUGAAAGAAAGAUAGAUUUCACAAAUUACAUCAAGUGGUGGGGUCCAAACAAAAAUCGUCAAGGAGAAAGCAGUGUUAAAUCAUCUGAAGAUGCUAAAUUUGGUUGUGCUGGAGAUAUUGGAGGUGAGCUUAAAACAUUGGAAUGGGCAGUCCAGCCUACAGAACCAUACCAGAUGCCUCGUUUAGGGGUGUCUCCUGAAGUAAAACAGCAUAAAAGUUCAAAAGUAUCUGCCUUGAGCAUCUUAUCGCGGUCAGCAGCCUAUAAGAGUUUGCAAGAGAAAGCAUCAAAAAAACAAGAAAGCAAUGCAGAUAACGAUGAGAACAAAAACAAAAAUACUAUGAACAAAAUGGACUAUGGCAAAGCGGUUGAGAAAUCUACUAAUCAUGAUGGGGCAAGUGACAGAUAUGCAGCUGCAUUAGGAAUGAGUGGAGGAUUGUCUCUGCAGAGAAAUAUGAAUAUGUUCCCAUUGUCUCCUCUUUUGUCUGCGCCACUGAUGACCAAUUACAACACCAUCGAUCCAUUAGUAGACCCCAUCAUUUGGACAUCGCUUGCCCCUGUUCUUCCAGGUGGACUUUCUCGUACAUCUGAGGUUACUAAGACUGAGACCAGUUCAUCGUUCUCUUUAUACGGGCCAGGGGAAUAAUGAUGGCAGAGUCAUUUUUGCUCUGAAAGUUGGCAAAACAGUGAUAUUUGCUCACUUUUUCACUCAAGGUUUUACAGUUUAUGCAUCACUAUGCAGCAAACGGCGGCUGAAGCGGAUGGAGAAUUCGCAUUCCUACUUGAUUUGCAGGUUCGUUUUUACUUGAAUAUAUAGUUCAUCAUAGAAGAAGGAAAUAGUUUUGUAUCUUUGUGUUUUAAAUUAUAAUGUACAAGUUUUACUGAAUCAUGUUGUAUUUAGCUGAUAUCCCUCGUUUUUUGUACAUCAAGUUCGUGAACUUAUAAGUUUUUUUUGUUAAAUAGUUCACACAACCAAGAGAAUGCACCAUGCUUAUACAGAGAUCAUGUCCUUGAUAAUUAUGCCUUUAUUUUUCCAAUAUUUGAGCACUCGAUAUGAUUUUACUA
Molecule: messenger RNA, 2312 nt
Organism: Humulus lupulus (European hop)
Lineage: Eukaryota; Viridiplantae; Streptophyta; Magnoliopsida; Rosales; Cannabaceae
Product: AP2-like ethylene-responsive transcription factor At2g41710
Exons: 9
Coding region: 604-1893 (429 amino acids)
Biological process (GO): regulation of DNA-templated transcription
Molecular function (GO): DNA binding; DNA-binding transcription factor activity
Source: RefSeq, a predicted model, not a curated record